Megachile rotundata (alfalfa leafcutting bee) is the source of this 3499-nucleotide messenger RNA. It is a transcript of the gene Blimp-1, whose product is annotated as PR domain zinc finger protein 1. The record is from RefSeq and is a predicted model, not a curated record. Lineage: Eukaryota; Metazoa; Arthropoda; Insecta; Hymenoptera; Megachilidae. Gene Ontology annotation, biological process: cell fate commitment; regulation of transcription by RNA polymerase II. Gene Ontology annotation, molecular function: RNA polymerase II cis-regulatory region sequence-specific DNA binding; protein binding; DNA-binding transcription repressor activity, RNA polymerase II-specific. Gene Ontology annotation, cellular component: nucleus; cytoplasm.
AUGGAGGCCAGCGAGUGGGAUCACGCGACCUUGAGGGAAGAGGAAUUCGAGCAGCAUGCCGUGUAUUUGGUACCGGAUGUGGCGGCGUCUCCGACCAAUACCGAUCGUGCGGAGGCUUCCCUGCCCAGAAAUUUGGUCCUCAAACCUUCUCAGGCCCUCAACGAUGUACGUUCUUCAGCCAAAGAAUUGUUUCUUGAGACUUCCUUGGUUAUGGGAGUAUGGAGUACGAGUUACAUUCCCAAGGGAACACGAUUUGGUCCUCUGGUGGGUCAAGUGUACACCAAGGACUCGGUACCGGCCGAUGCGAACCGAAAAUACUUCUGGAGGGUAUAUAAGAACAACGAGCUGUUCUAUUACAUCGACGGUUACGACGUACAGAAAUCGAAUUGGAUGCGUUAUGUAAACCCGGCUUACUCGUCCGAAUCGCAGAACCUGAUAGCAUGCCAGUAUAAAAUGAACAUUUAUUUUUACACGAUCAAGACGAUAUUACCGAACCAAGAGCUGUUGGUAUGGUAUUGCAGAGAAUUCGCGGAGAGGCUCAAUUACCCGUUAACCGGCGAACUGAUGCUACAAAGAAUACGACAACAAGUGCAACAAUCCGCGUUGCCAAGUGAAAUCCCAGCGACGGUAGAAGCAGUAUCGCCUCUGAAGGACUCGUCGAUCUACGAAAGACGGUCACAGAUGACCCCGACCGACGGUUCCGUCCGAUCGGACGAAGGCUAUCACUCGAACGGCUAUCACGACGAGAUCCUGACGCCCCCGGAAGAGAGCAGCGAGUCGGACUCGGAGAACAACUACGUGUUGGACUUCAGCAAGAACGCGAAGGCGUCCGUGUGCAGCAACGAGGUGGUGAAGCAGGACAACGCAGCGGCGAAGAACGAGUACAGAAAGGUGAAGAUCAAGAUCACGAAGACCUACGGGAACUUCCAGACGUCGAAGGGUCUGGACGGGAGCGGGAAAGACAAGGAUCAGGAGCUGGCGAGCCGAGCGGUGACCCCGGAACUGCCUAAGCCGGUGUCUCCCAUCAUUCUGCAGAAGAACUCUGUUCUGUCUACUGUGAACGAGGAAGAAAUAGUGGAGAAAAACCCUAAACCGUUCUACGAGUCCGAGGUCAAGGCUAAUUUGCCCAGACCAGCCUAUCUGACCAGCCCCAGCAACUCCAUCCUCGAGAACAUUCUCCUCCGCAGCAGCACCGACAACAACAACAAUAACAGCCACAAUCAUCAUCACAAUGGGACCCAACAGCAUCAUCAACACCAUCAGAUCCAUCACCAAACGAACGUGGACUCCGUGACACCCCCGCCAUCCAGCCCAACGGAGAUGGCCUAUUCGUACAAGAAGUCCCAUCGUUACGGCAACAUCCUGCCCUGCAGCCCCGAUUCCAGCUCGAAUCUGCCCAUGCAGGCGGACACCUGCGUCAAUUCCACGAGCGGGAACAGUGCCCUGCCGAUGCAAAGCCCGACGAGCAAUUUGCAUUCGAGCACGGGGAACCUCCACUCUAGUACGGGCAAUCUUCAUUCCAGCACCGGUCCCAACAACCUUCUGCAAUCUCAUCCGGGGACCAUCCAUUCGUCCAGCAACGCGAGCAAUCAUCAUUCCAGCGCGAACGUUCUAUCGUCCAGCACGAUAUUAACGUCCACGAGCAACCUCCACUCGUCGACCACGUCCACCAGCAGCUGUCCGCCGAAGAGGAAGACCAAAAGCCCAUCGCCCUCCGCCAAUCCCACGGGAGCGUCCACUCCGACGAUUCUGUACUCCGGUUCGGCCGCGUGUCAGAUAGAAUCGAGCACGGUGUAUCCGAACUCCGGUGCGAGCAGCAAUCAGAGCGUGUCACCGAUUUCGCCGAUUCAAUCGCCUUCGUCUUACCCGUACGGGAUUUAUCAUCAGAACGGAUCGUUGCACCACAAUGUGGCGCCGUUGUCCAUCAACUGCACCGCCUAUUCGCCGACUCCUAGCGGAAACGUGGUCUACGAGAGGACGGACGGAAGAAGGCUGGAGGCUGCCACCAGCAGUCAUCAACUACCCACAUCGUCCACGAUGCAGAUCGACACCAAUCAGUCGUUGAUCGCUGGCACGCACAACCUCCACCUGGGUCAUCAUCCGGGUUUGACCAUACAUGCCAACUCCUCCUCGCUGAAUCGAUAUUCGCCCGCCAGCUCCUUGUCCCCGGACGAUCACGGCUGCUCCCAAAGUGGAUCCCUCAGUCCAAACUCCCAAGGAUCGAGGGGAUACAGGUCGUUACCCUACCCGUUGAAGAAGAAAGACGGGAAAAUGCAUUACGAGUGCAACGUAUGCUGCAAAACGUUUGGCCAGCUGUCGAACCUCAAGGUACACCUAAGGACUCAUUCCGGUGAGAGACCGUUCAAGUGUAACGUUUGCACCAAGAGCUUCACUCAGCUGGCACACCUGCAGAAGCAUCACCUCGUGCACACUGGCGAAAAACCACAUCAAUGCGAGAUCUGUAAGAAGAGGUUCAGCUCGACGUCGAACUUGAAAACCCAUCUCCGAUUGCACUCCGGUCAAAAGCCGUACGCCUGUGAUCUUUGUCCCGCAAAGUUCACACAAUUCGUUCAUCUGAAGUUGCACAAAAGACUGCACACGAACGAAAGGCCGUACACCUGUCAGGGCUGCGACAAGAAGUACAUCAGCGCGAGUGGCCUUAGAACUCAUUGGAAGACGACCAGUUGCAGACCAAAUAACAUCGAAGAUGAGCUGGCCCUUGCAGCGGCCGUGGGUUCGCCGACGUACUACGAAUAUGGUGGCCCCGACAUGAAUGUUGGGAAUAUGCCGAAAGAGUGCGAGCUGGAGCACAUCGAGAACUACGAAAGGCACGGAUCGGCACACGGUCCGCACUCCACGUCCCUCCACAAUCUGGAGAACUCUGUGGGACGGCCAAGCGUCAUAGAGACCUCCCAGCCUCACAUAAUCGAGUGCACCUAAGAACGGGGGUAUGAGCCCUUUUGCUCAAGCGCAAAAUCCAGCCGUGGAAUAGUAAACGAGUUGCUCGCGACACACGAGAAACCGACCUGGUGUUUUUAAUCCUCGCGAACGUGGCGACCGGUAAUAACGCGCUUCCGUUCACGGUAACCGAGGGAAUCAUUUCGACAAAAACCUAUUUUUCGUUUCAUUCGUCGCAAGCAGCGUGUAUAAAAUGAUAAUUGUAUAAAGUAAGGGAAACGCGAUGAUCGCGAUCGUACGAUCGCGUAAACGUGAGUGAGAUUUACGUGCAACAAGUAAAUUCGGAGGUUGUUGAUAAAUGAUAUUGUUGCUUGGUUAUUGUUAUACGCGAAGGAAUUCAAGCUUUUUUAAUGGACAAACUUGGGAAGCUGGCUGAUUUUUUUAAUUGAUCGUUACACGUCGAUCGUGAACGCGAACAAGUUCGAUUUCUCUUACGAGGUUGGACGAAUCGACGAGGUUCCAGCUAAGAGGCAGAAAACGGAGAGAAAGAGAGAAAAAAGUUCCUUCCUUGUAAAUACUCGUUUCUAUAUUUUUUCUAAUA